This is a messenger RNA of Solea solea (common sole), 4070 nucleotides long. It is a transcript of the gene ntrk2a, whose product is annotated as neurotrophic tyrosine kinase, receptor, type 2a. The transcript has 20 exons. Bases 418 to 2871 code for a protein of 817 amino acids. Gene Ontology annotation, cellular component: axon; signaling receptor complex; plasma membrane. The record is from RefSeq and is a predicted model, not a curated record. Gene Ontology annotation, biological process: multicellular organism development; trans-synaptic signaling by neuropeptide, modulating synaptic transmission; cell surface receptor protein tyrosine kinase signaling pathway. Lineage: Eukaryota; Metazoa; Chordata; Actinopteri; Pleuronectiformes; Soleidae. Gene Ontology annotation, molecular function: ATP binding; brain-derived neurotrophic factor receptor activity; brain-derived neurotrophic factor binding.
CCAGUCACCUUGUUUCGAGGAUGUACCGACCAGAGCGUGACAGCUGAGAGAGAGCGAGAGAGAGAGCGAGAGCGAGAGAGAGAGAGAGAUCCUCCCUGGCACACACACACACACGCCCGUCAGUGUGGCAGUGUGAUUUUGACUGACGGGUGGAUUGUCAAUCGUGGAGGAACCGGAGGACGCGCUCCAUGAUUCUUUUUAAUCAUUUUUCCUCCUUCACACCUUUCCCUCGCUUGUCUUUUGUGCCAACGAUGGUUUUCUAGUUUCCCCGCUGCUUUUAUCCACCGGAGCAUCGGAUUUUUUUCCCUCCCUUCAUUUCUCGUCUCCUCGUUUGGCCGAACCGGGGCUGACUCCAGCCAACCUGGGCCGGGCCGCGGGGCUGUUCAGCGAGCCUCGUAGCUGAAGUUGGCACCCGAGAUGAGCGCCUCGAGACCCGGGAUUGGGCUCCUCUUUGCACCGCGGAGAGGCUCGGGGUCGUGGUGGUGCCAGUGGUGGUGGUGGUGGUGCUGGCUUGCGGCAGUCGGGGUGACAGUGGGCUCGGGAGACCCGUGGAUGUCCGCGGAGGCAUGUCCUUCGACAUGCUCGUGCAGCAGCACCAGGAUCUCGUGCGUGGACCCGGAGCAGGGCAUCAACGCCUUCCCGGCGCUUCAGAGCGAGACAGAGAUGGAGAACAUCACCGACAUCUACAUCGCUAACCAGAGCAGCUUCUCCUCCAUCAACGACAAAGACCUGCACUACUACAAGAAUCUCAGGAACCUAACGGUGAUCAACAGCAGGCUUACGUAUGUAUCCAAGCUGGCCUUUCAAAACAACAUCAAGUUACAAUAUCUGAAUCUGAAAGACAACAACUUGUCGUCACUGUCCUGGAGACUAUUCAAGCACCUCAACAUCUCUUAUCUGAUCCUGACAGGGAACCCUCUGCACUGUUCCUGUGAGAACAUGUGGAUCAAACUAUGGUUAGGGGACGAAGUAGACUCUCAGGAUCUACGCUGCAUUGAGGACGGAGGGGUACGCAAGCUGAUGUCCAGACUGAUACUGCCUAACUGUGAGGUACCCAUGGCAACGCUGAACCCACCCAGAGUGGAGGUAAUGGAGAAAGAGAACGUGCAGCUGACCUGUAUAACCUCUGGCGUGCCCUCACCUGAGCUGAUAUGGGACAUGUCGCUGGUCACCAACUAUGUGAUUGAGACAUCGGGCCAGAAUUCGGUAAUGCGACUUUCCAACCUGUCGUGGAUGGACCACAACAGCAAGAUCAGCUGCACGGCUGAGAACGUUGUCGGAGAGAGGGAAUCAUCUCUGCUGCUUGAUAUACUUUUUCCUCCCAGAAUUACAAAGCUAAGUGAUGCAAUCCCAGACCAUCACUGGUGCAUCCCUUUCAGUGUGGCAGGGAACCCAAAGCCAGAGCUAAAAUGGUUCCGGAACGGUGUGAUGGUGACGGAGGGUCGCUACAUCUUGACCAGGAUCCACGACACGACAGAGAGGGAGUACCAUGGCUGCCUGCAGCUGGACAGUCCCACACACAUCAACAAUGGGAAGUACAGACUGGUCGCAAAAAAUAAAUACGGCUCUGACGAGAAGGAGGUGGAAGCUCACUUCAUGCACGAGCCCUGGGAAGGAACUGAGCCGUCCUAUUACGAUCUAAUCACAGAUGGUCCUCCAGUCAAUCCACCCGAGGACAGAGUUGCUGUGUACGUGGUGGUGGGCAUCGCGGCUGUCGCCUUCACCGGUUUCCUGCUGAUGUUGGUGAUUCUCAAGUUUGGAGGGAACUCCAAAUUUGGCAUCAAAGGAGCGUCCUCAGUGAUCAGCAACGACGAUGACUCGGCCUCUCCUCUUCACCACGUCUCCAACGGCAGCAACACUCCCUCGUCUUCAGAGAUGGGCCCCGAUGCCGUCAUCAUCGGCAUGACUAAGAUCCCCGUGAUAGAAAACCCUCAGUACUUCAGGAGCACAAACAGCCUGCUCAAGACCGACACAUUCGUCCAGCAUAUUAAGAGACACAACAUUGUGUUGAAGAGAGAGCUCGGAGAGGGAGCCUUUGGAAAAGUCUUUCUGGCCGAAUGUUACAACCUCUCCCCUGACCAGGAGAAGAUACUGGUGGCUGUCAAGACGCUAAAAGAGGCCAGCGAAAAUGCCAGGAAGGAUUUCCACCGUGAGGCUGAACUACUGACCAACCUUCAACACGAACACAUUGUCACAUUCUAUGGCGUCUGCGUGGAGAGCGACCCACUCAUCAUGGUCUUUGAGUACAUGAAACAUGGAGACCUCAACAAGUUCCUCAGGGCUCACGGUCCAGAUGCAGUUCUGAUGGCAGAGGGCCAGACCACCAGACCUGUGGAGCUCACCCAGUCUCAGAUGCUCCACAUUGCCCAGCAGAUAGCGUCCGGCAUGGUCUACCUGGCAUCACAGCACUUUGUGCAUCGCGAUCUGGCCACCAGGAACUGCCUGGUGGGUGAGAACCUGCUGGUAAAGAUUGGGGACUUCGGCAUGUCCAGAGAUGUCUACAGUACGGACUACUACAGGGUAGGUGUCGGAGGUCACACCAUGCUACCGAUCCGUUGGAUGCCGCCUGAAAGCAUCAUGUACAGAAAGUUCACCACAGAAAGUGAUGUUUGGAGUCUCGGGGUUGUUCUCUGGGAGAUCUUCACCUACGGAAAACAGCCUUGGUAUCAGCUCUCCAAUAAUGAGGUGAUAGAGUGUAUAACCCAGGGCAGAGUGCUGCAACGCCCCAGGACCUGUCCUAAAGAAGUGUAUGACCUGAUGCUGGGCUGCUGGCAGAGAGAGCCACACAUGAGACUCAACAUCAAAGAAAUCCACUGUCUGCUCCUUAAUCUGGCCAAGGCUUCACCUGUAUACUUGGAUAUACUGGGCUGAACAAAGGAGGUGGACGGGAGAGAGUUGUGUGUGUGUGUAUGUGAGGGAGAGAGAGAGAGAGAGAGAGAGAGGUGUGAGAGGUCUGUGUAAGGAUGGUUACUGUAUCCAAGUGUAUAUGUGCAUUUGAGGCGACAGUGACACCUCUGAAUAUGGUGUCAGCGUCUGCAAGGUGCCGCUGUACAGGAUGUAAAGCUAUUAUCAAACUCUUCAAGGCAAUCAAAAGGUUCCUCUACCGAGCCCCAAUCGUCUCUUUUCCUCCCUACCAAUUUUCUGUCCUUUGUGCAUCCGUACCCUCUCCCUCUGUCCUUCCUGAAGAGUAAUUUAACUUUGGAGGAACAAAAGCUUCUCAAUUCUUUUCAAAUGCUUUAAACUGACUGGGGCUAAAUUGAUGAUACCCGAUUAACAGGACUUUAAAUUGCCUGACUUCUCUAUCGCUGCCUGUCGGACAAUGGGACUCGUUUGAAACAUCCGGCAAUUUUAAAGGAGUCAUGACGUGGGGAGGAUUUGCAGAAGUGUGUAAAUAUGAGGCUGCGUGACCUUUCGGAGGAAAUGGCUCUGUGAGAUUUUGAGCCACAAGGACACUGUGUUUCUCCACUCACCCUGUCUGUGUAUUUGUCCUCUCUUUCUGUCUGUCUGUCUCUCGAAACUGUACAACAGUAUUAUAUGAAUUCAUCCAAUAUGACUUGUGGAAACAACAACAUAAUUAACACACAGAUUAGCAAAUGGUGGAUUAACAAUAACAGAAAAAAUUACCAAAAAAAAAAGUGGAAAGUAAACCAAAUCUGGUUUUCUGCGAUUCAGGAAGAAGGCUGAGGUUUUCUACUACACUGUAACUGAACGACUAAUAUACAAAAAAAAAAAAAGAUAAGUAAAAAAGGCUGAUGUAUCUGAUCUACAAUAUGUUGUCAUGCAACAGAUUGAUAUAAAUGACUUUAUGGAUAUAAUGUACUCACAUCUGCAUACAGGACUCUUUUUUAUUUUUUUUAUUUGUGUUACGUUGGACUUUUGUUCAGGCCUGGACUGUACAUGUACUGUACUGUCACACAGUCCAUGCAGGGUAACGCGAUGAUCAACCACCCAGCCCCCAGCAAAGUGACAGAUGCUUCACGUGUGAUGUCAAGCACUGGUGUCGGAGGUCAAUUGAUUCAUUUGUCCACAGCUGUCCGACGAUUGCGAGGAAUUGGUGUUGAUGGAGGGUG